Molecule: messenger RNA, 2092 nt
Organism: Phalaenopsis equestris
Lineage: Eukaryota; Viridiplantae; Streptophyta; Magnoliopsida; Asparagales; Orchidaceae
Product: ATP-dependent DNA helicase Q-like 1
Exons: 11
Coding region: 17-1948 (643 amino acids)
Biological process (GO): double-strand break repair via homologous recombination
Cellular component (GO): nucleus; chromosome; cytoplasm
Molecular function (GO): ATP binding; 3'-5' DNA helicase activity; nucleic acid binding
Source: RefSeq, a predicted model, not a curated record
GUUCCGGGCUGGCCCGAUGUUAGGCCCGGGCAGAAGUUCCAGCAAAAUUUCCCGCGCAAGCAUAUCGCUAGGGCGAGACCAGCGAUCCAGAGAGAGAAUGGAGGUAGAGAGGGUGCGGCUUCUAAGCUUGGCGAUUGAUUUUGGAUUCGACGAGGAGGAAGCCAAAAAGUGCUUGGAUAGGCUCGUUGAUCUGUAUGGUGAGGAUGGUGAAGAAUUUGUCACCGUGGAGCAUUGUGGUGAUGACUUUCUUGCUGCAUUGGCAGACUCUGUUCAAGAGAAUGAGGAUUGGGAUGAUAUUCAGGCUGUUGAAUCUGAAGCUUGUGGAUUUUUGAAUAACAAUUUUGAAGAAGAAUAUGCUAAUAAUGUUGAAGAAGCUGUAGAGAGGGACAUAUCUCAACAUUCCAAGAAACAAAAUCCUUUUAUGCAGUGGAAAUUUGAUAAUUUAGAUAGUUCAAGAUCAUUCACUAAUGCCGAAGAUCCAGACUUGGAGGUAUUGCACCACAAGGAUAUUUUUUUCAGGCAAUCCAUCGAUUUUGAUUUGAAAGUGGGUCAAGCUGAUGGUCAAUGCCCCUUAAAGGAGUCUUUAAAUUCAAAGGCUGGGCGCAAAUGUCAGAAGAAUGAAUCAGCAUCCACUUAUUCUUGCAAGAAUGAACCAGCCAACACCUCAUUGAUGUUUGAAGAUCUGAAGGCAAUGGAUCAGAUUGGAUUGGCUAAUUUUGUUAUUUUUGGCAACAGAACUUUCAGACCUUUGCAGUAUGAAGCCUGUAAAGCUGCAAUGGAAAACAAGGAUUGCUUUGUUCUUAUGCCCACUGGUGGAGGUAAAAGCUUAUGUUAUCAGCUUCCGGCAACUCUUCGUCCUGGCGUUACUGUUGUCAUUUGUCCUCUCCUUUCAUUAAUUCAAGAUCAGGUCUUUACUUUGAAUGUUAAAUAUGGAAUAGCGGCAACCUUUCUGAAUUCGCAGCAAACUACUUCAGAAUCAUUGGCAGUAAUUCAGGAACUUAGAAAAGAGCGGCCAUCAUGCAAACUAUUGUAUGUUACACCAGAAAGGAUAGCUGGAAAUAUGUCAUUCAUGGAUACCCUGAGAUGUCUACACCAGAAGGGUCUUCUUGCAAGAUUUGUAAUUGAUGAAGCACAUUGUGUUAGCCAAUGGGGACAUGAUUUUCGACCAGACUAUCGAGAACUCAGCUGCCUCAAACAGAACUUUCCUAGAGUAUCUCUCAUGGCACUAACUGCAACUGCCACUCACUCUGUUCAGAAGGACAUUUUAAGCACAUUAAGGAUUCCUGGUGCUGUUGUUCUCGAGGCAAGCUUUGAUAGGCCUAAGCUGAAGUAUGAAGUUGUUGGAAAGUGCAAAGAUUCAUUGAAACAACUUGGACAAAUGAUAAAAGACCGUUUCAAUAAUAUGUGCGGGAUCGUAUAUUGUCUUUCCAAAAGCGAAUGUGUUGAGGUUUCAAAUUACUUGAAUCAGAAAUGUAAGAUAAGAACUGUUUAUUAUCAUGCUGGUUUGGCGGCUCGUCAGAGAGUUACUGUUCAAAAGAAAUGGCAGAGUGGAGAGGCUUAUGUCGUCUGUGCUACUGUUGCAUUUGGAAUGGGAAUCGACAAAGCGGAUGUUAGGUUUGUGAUUCACAAUACUUUGUCGAAAUCAAUUGAGAGCUAUUACCAAGAAUCAGGGAGGGCUGGAAGGGAUGAUCUUCCUGCAGCUUGUGUUGUACUGUACCAGAAGAAAGAUUUCAGUAGGGUUGUCUGCAUGAUUAGGAGCGGGCAGGGCUUCAAAAGCGAGAGCUUUAAGACAGCCAUGAUCCAGGCAAAGAAAAUGCAAGAAUAUUGCGAGUUAAAGACAGAGUGCCGGAGACGAAUGCUUUUGGGGCACUUUGGGGAGUCUAUUGACAGGAAUUGCUGCAAAUUCGGUCCCAGUCCUUGUGAUAACUGCCUGAAGUUGCCAGCCUGACUUAUUUAAAUUUACUCGACCGUUGAGGACACAGGAAAAGCAGAUGGGGAGAGGAAGAGAACUAACUUGUGGAGAUGGCUUUCGAGGUAUCUCACAUGGAGAAAUUAUUACGUACGGAAUAUGUAUCUAGCUUCAUGUUGAGUA